AUGCCUUGCACACAAGCUACCCCGUCUGGUAACGGCCGCCCAAAACGGAGCAAUUACGGCCUUGAUCUUGACGCUCUCAUUGUUGGAGCUGGAUUCUCAGGAUGCCUGCUGUUAUACAAGCUCCGAGAAGAGCUGAACCUGAAUGUCCGUGUUUUCGAGGAAAGCUCCGGCCUUGGCGGAACGUGGCACAACAACCGGUCGACUGCCCCGUGCCGGGCUACGAGUUGUCCAUGGAGAGGGCCUGGAGAAACUGGACGUGGCAGGAGAAAUACCCCGGCUACGCAGAGCUCCAGUCGUACUUCGCUCACCUUGACAAAGAGCUGUCUCUCAGCAAGGACUGCGUGUUUAACUGCAAGGUUGUCCUGGCUGAGUUCGAUGAGGACAGUGCCCGAUGGUACGUGGAAACUGCGAGCGGCACAUGGGUCCGCGCCAAGUAUCUUAUCCCCGCCAUCGGCUUUGCCUCGAAACCGCACAUGCCGGCUUGGACUGGCCUAGACUCGUUCCGUGGGCGGAUCUACCAUUCGUCUGCGUGGCCUGCGAACGGUAGCGGUGGUUGCGGUGUCGAUGUUCGGGGCAAGCGGGUUGCGGUCAUUGGAACGGGCUCGACGGGGAUCCAGAUUAUCCAGCAAUGGGCCAAGGAAGCCGACGAGGUCUAUGUGUUUCAGCGAACACCAAAUACCGCAUUGCCGAUGCGUCAGGAGCGACUCCUCGAUUCCUCCGUGCAGAAGCCGAAUUCCGAGGUCUCUGAGCUGAAGCGGCGGGACGUGUUCAAAAAGUCAUUAAAUACAUUCGGAGGCCUGUCAACUGACUGCAUCUGGCGAGACGCCAUGGAUGACACGCCGGCCCAGCGGGAAGCGACGUACGAGCGCUUAUACGCCCAGGGCGGCUUGGGAUUCUGGAAUGCCUCAUACCAGGACCUCAUGAGCAAUGCGGAGGCCAACCUCGAAGCGUAUUGCUUCUGGGCGCGCAAGACACGUGCACGUAUCGACGACCCAAAGCUCAAGGACCUGCUCGCACCACUAGCGCCACUGCAUGCAUUUGGUGCGAAGCGGCCGUCGCUGGAACAGGAUUUCUACGAGCAGUUCAACAAGCCCCACGUUCAUUUGAUAGAUGUCCGAGAAACGCCGAUCCUAGGACUCGCCCCAUCAGGUAUCAUGACAAACUCUGGGACCCACGAGGUCGAUAUCAUUGCCAUUGCCACGGGAUUCGAUUCUGUAAUUGGUGGGAUAAGGGAAAUGGGUAUCAAGGACGCUGAUGGCGUUCCGCUCCACCAUCGGUGGGACCAAGGAGGAAUCUCGUCCUAUCUCGGUAUGAUGGUCAGCCGGUGUCCGAAUAUGUUUUUGCCCUAUAGCGCUCACUCUCCGUCCGUAUUCUCGAACGGGCCUACCACGAUCGAGCUACAGGCUUCUUGGAUCAUGGACGUUAUUAGGCAGAUGGAGAGGCGCCAUGUGGCUUUUAUUGAUGUAAAGAAGGAGGCAGAACAAGCCUGGAUAAACGAGGUAGCAGAUGCCGCGGAGAACACAUUAGUUCCCACGGCUAACUCAUGGUACAUGGGCGCGAACAUUCCGGGGAGGCGGGUAGAGCCACUGUCUUUCAUGGGGGGUCUGCCUCGCUAUCGACAAAGGUGUCGGGAGGCUCUGGAUUCCGAUCUACAUGAUUUCCACUUGACUUUUCGUUGA
Aspergillus niger is the source of this 1679-nucleotide messenger RNA. RefSeq lists its product as uncharacterized. Gene Ontology annotation, molecular function: flavin adenine dinucleotide binding; N,N-dimethylaniline monooxygenase activity; NADP binding. The transcript has a single exon. The record is from RefSeq and is a predicted model, not a curated record. The annotation marks the transcript as partial. NCBI's taxonomy places the organism in Eukaryota, Fungi, Ascomycota, Eurotiomycetes, Eurotiales, Aspergillaceae.